Rhinolophus ferrumequinum (greater horseshoe bat) is the source of this 5137-nucleotide messenger RNA. It is a transcript of the gene ARAP1, whose product is annotated as ArfGAP with RhoGAP domain, ankyrin repeat and PH domain 1. Gene Ontology annotation, molecular function: protein binding; GTPase activator activity; phosphatidylinositol-3,4,5-trisphosphate binding. Lineage: Eukaryota; Metazoa; Chordata; Mammalia; Chiroptera; Rhinolophidae. The transcript is spliced from 35 exons. The coding region runs from base 60 to 4556 and encodes 1498 amino acids. Gene Ontology annotation, biological process: positive regulation of GTPase activity; signal transduction. The record is from RefSeq and is a predicted model, not a curated record. Gene Ontology annotation, cellular component: trans-Golgi network; plasma membrane; cytoplasmic vesicle.
GUGUGGCGGGCGGAAGCGCCCGGUGGGGUGGGCGCGCCCGGCCUGAGGCCGCGAGUUGGAUGCAGCGGUUUGAGUCUGGCGGCGCCGAAACCCCGGUUCCCCGCGUGGAGUCUUCACUCGGAACAGCUUCCACCUCAGGCCAAGAUGAGCUGUUCAGAGUAGCGGCCGCCUCUGGGAGGACCAGCAUCCUGGGCAGCCCGGCAGGUCUGGACAGAGCCCUGCUGGCAGGAACCAUGGCAGAGGCUGGGGAUGCAGCACUGUCGGUGGCCGAGUGGCUGCAGGCUCUGCACCUGGAGCAGUACACUGGACUCUUUGAGCAGCACGGACUGGUGCGGGCCACAGAGUGCCAAGGCCUCAGCGAUGCCCGCCUGGUGGACAUGGGCGUGCUACUCCCUGGCCACCGCCGCCGCAUCCUGGCUGGACUGCUCCGUGCCCAUGCACCCCCGGCCCCCAUGCCCCGCCCCACCCCAAGGCCUGUGCCCAUGAAGCGUCACGUCUUCCGCUCACCACCUGCGUCUACCACUCCACCGGAGCCACUGCCCACAGCUGGAGAGGAUGAGGGGCUGCCCACUGCCCCACCCAUCCCGCCCCGGAGGAGCUGCGCUCCACCUGUCUGCUUCUCCCCCCAGUCCACGGCUGCCCCAGACCCUGUGCUGCCCCCACUGCCUGCUAAGCGGCAUUUGACAGAGCUAAGUGUUCCACCCGUGCCCCCUCGCACUGGGCCCCCCCGUCUGCUGGUGAGCCUUCCCUCCAAAGAGGAGGAGUUACUGUCACCACCACUAUCAACCUCUCCUCAGCCAGAGCCUGAGGAGCCCCUGUCUCCCUACCCCCCAGAGAUCCCCCGAAAGCCUCUUCGCCUGUUCCUGGAGUUUGAUGACGCUGAUUACGAUGAGGCCCCAGAGGAGGGGCUGGGGGCCCCCGCCGGCGUGAUGACCAAGGAGGAGCUUCCGGUGAGCCAUGCGCCACGUGCUGUGCGUGUAGCCAGUCUGCUGAGCGAGAGCGAAGAACUGUCAGGGGACGACCAAGGGGAUGAAGAUGAGGAUGACCACGCCUAUGAGGGUGUCCCCAAUGGCGGAUGGCACACCAGUAGCCUGAGCUCAUCCUUGCCAAGCAACUUCCUGAUCCCCCAGCUCCCACCCCAUCCCAUGGAUGAACUGCCUGGGGGUCCCACCCCCAUCACGCCGGUCCUCAAAGCUGGCUGGCUGGACAAGAACCCACCACAGGGAUCUUAUAUAUAUCAAAAGCGAUGGGUGAGACUAGAUGCCGAUUACCUGCGAUACUUUGAUAGUAACAAGGAUGCCUAUUCUAAGCGCUUUAUCUCUGUGGCCUGCUUCUCCCGCGUGGCUGCCAUUGGGGACCAGAAAUUUGAAGUGAUCACGAACAACCGGACCUUUGCCUUCCGGGCAGAGAGUGACGCGGAGAGGAAGGAGUGGAUACAGGCCCUACAGCAGGCGAUGGCUGAGCAGCGUGCCCGUACCCGGCUGUCCAGUGCUUCUGUGUUGGGUGUUCGAGGCUCAGAGCCGCCUGACCAUGCUGGCAGCCUAGAGCUACGUGGCUUCAAGAAUAAACUGUAUGUGGCUGUUGUUGGAGACAAAGUGCAGCUGUACAAGAAUCUGGAGGAGUACCACCUGGGUAUCGGCAUCACCUUCAUUGACAUGAGCGUGGGCAACGUGAAGGAAGCCGACCGGCGCAGCUUCGAUCUCACCACGCCCUACCGCAUCUUCAGUUUCUCAGCUGAAUCGGAGCUAGAGAAGGAGCAGUGGCUGGAGGCCAUGCAGGGAGCCAUUGCCGAGGCCCUGUCUACCUCGGAGGUGGCCGAGCGCAUCUGGACUGUGGCCCCCAACAGGUUCUGUGCGGACUGCGGGGCUGCCCAGCCUGACUGGGCCUCCAUCAACCUCUGUGUCGUCAUCUGCAAGCGUUGUGCAGGGGAACACCGUGGCAUGGGUGCUGGCGUGUCCAAGGUGCGGAGCCUGAAGAUGGACAAGAAGGUGUGGACAGAAACACUCAUCAAGCUCUUCUUACAGCUGGGCAAUGGUGCUGGGAACCGCUUCUGGGCAGCCAGUGUGCCCCCCAGCGAGGCCCUGCAGCCGAACAGCAGCCCUGGCGCCCGGCGGCACCACCUGGAGGCCAAAUACCUCGAGGGCAAGUACCGCCGCUACCACCCACUCUUUGGCAACCAAGAGGAGCUAGACAAGGCCCUGUGUGCCGCAGUCACCACCACAGACCUGGCUGAAACCCAGGCGCUCCUGGGCUGUGGUGCUGGGGUCAACUGCUUCUCAGGGGACCCUGAGGCCCCCACACCCCUGGCUCUUGCUGAACAGGCGGGGCAGACACUGCAGAUGGAAUUCCUUCGGAACAAUCGGACCACGGAGGUACCUCGGCUAGAUUUGACGAAGCCCCUGGAAAAGCACUACUCAAUUGUCCUACCAACUGUGAGCCAUAGCGGCUUCCUCUACAAGACUGCGUCUGCCGGCAAGCUGCUGCAGGACCGCCGUGCCCGGGAAGAGUUCAGCCGACGCUGGUGUGUCCUUAGUGACGGGGUCCUGAGCUACUAUGAGAACGAGCGAGCAGUGACCCCCAACGGGGAGAUCCGGGCCAGCGAGAUUGUGUGCCUGGCAGUGUCCCCUCCCAACACCCAUGGCUUUGAGCACACCUUUGAGGUAUACACGGAGGGAGAGCGACUCUACCUCUUUGGGCUGGAGAGUGCGGAACUGGCUCGUGAGUGGGUCAAGUGCAUUGCUAAGGCAUUUGUGCCUCCCCUGGCUGAGGAUCUGCUAGCCCGGGAUUUUGAGCGGCUUGGGCGCCUACCCUACAAAGCUGGCCUGAGCCUACAGAGGGCCCAAGAGGGCUGGCUGUCCCUUGCUGGCUCUGAGCUCCGUGCCAUCUUCCCAGAAGGGCCUUCUGAAGAACCGUUGCAACUGCGGAAACUGCAGGAGCUUUCCAUCCAAGGGGACGGCGAGAACCAGGUGCUAGUGCUGGUGGAGCGAAGGAGGACGCUGUAUAUCCAGGGAGAGCGGCGGCUGGACUUCGCUGGCUGGUUGGGGGCCAUCCAGAAAGCAGCGACAAGCUUGGGGGACACGCUGGCGGAGCAGCAGCUGGGAGACUCGGACAUCCCUGUGAUUGUGUACCGCUGUGUGGACUACAUCACGCAGUGCGGCCUGACUUCUGAGGGCAUCUACCGCAAGUGUGGGCAGACAUCUAAGACCCAGAGGCUGCUGGAGAGCCUGAGGCAGGAUGCACGCUCGGUGCGCCUCAAGGAGGGCGAGCAGCAUGUGGACGACGUCUCCUCCGCGCUCAAACGCUUCCUGCGAGACCUGCCCGAUGGGCUUUUCACUCGGGCCCAGCGCCUAACCUGGCUGGAGGCCUCAGAGAUUGAGGAUGAGGAGGAGAAGGUCUCCAGGUACCGAGAGCUCCUGGCACGUCUGCCUCCAGUCAACCGGGCCACGGUGAAGGCCCUUAUCAGCCACCUGUACUGCGUCCAGUGCUUCUCAGACACGAACCAGAUGAACACGCACAACCUGGCGAUCGUGUUUGGGCCCACGCUCUUCCAGACAGAUGGGCAAGACUACAAGGCCGGCCGCGUGGUGGAAGACCUCAUCAGCCAUUACGUGGUGGUGUUUAGUGUGGAUGAGGAGGAGCUGAGGAAGCAGCGAGAGGAGAUCACUGCCAUUGUCAAGAUGCGUGUGGCUGGCACUGCCAGCGGGACCCAGCAUGCCGGUGACUUCAUCUGCACAGUGUACCUAGAGGAGAAGAAGGCGGAAACCGAGCAGCAUAUUAAGAUCCCAGCAUCCAUGACAGCUGAGGAGCUCACGCUGGAGAUCCUGGAUCGCAGGAAUGUGAGCAUCAGGGAGAAGGACUAUUGGACCUGCUUCGAGGUCAAUGAGAGGGAGGAGACAGAGCGCCCCCUGCACUUUGCAGAGAAGGUGCUGCCCAUCCUGCACGGGCUGGGCACAGAUAGCUACCUGGUGGUGAAGAAGCACCAGUCCAUGGAGGCCAUGCUGCUGUACCUGGCCAGCCAUGUGGGCGACACCAAGCACGGCAUGAUGAAGUUCCGUGAGGACCGUAGCCUCCUGGGCCUGGGCCUACCCUCCGGUGGCUUCCACGAUCGCUACUUCAUCCUCAAUAGCAGCUGCCUGCGGCUCUACAAGGAGAUCCGGAGCCAGAGGCCAUGGAGCGGGGUCCCUGAGACCAGUCACCGGCCCGAGAAGGAGUGGCCUGUCAAGAGCCUCAAAGUCUACCUGGGAGUGAAGAAGAAACUCCGGCCACCCACCUGCUGGGGCUUCACUGUGGUGCACGAGACAGAGAAACAUGAGAAGCAGCAGUGGUACCUCUGCUGUGAGACACAGAUGGAGCUCCGGGAGUGGUUCGCUACCUUCCUCUUUGUGCAGCACGAUGGCCUGGUGUGGCCCUCAGAGCCCUCACGUGUGUCCCGGGCGGUGCCUGAGGUCCGGCUUGGCAGUGUAUCGCUGAUCCCCCUGCGAGGCAACGAGAACGAAAUGCGCCGGAGUGUGGCCGCCUUUGCUGCGGACCCCCUUUCUCUGCUCCGAAACGUGUGAGCACAGGAGCCAGCCCCUGGCUCUUGGGACUCUGCCGCCUUGAAGUCUUCCUGUUCAGACACCCUCAUGCCCUGCGUGCCUGCUGUGAGCCCGCAGGGGGCGCAUGAGGAAGCCACACCUCCACGUCCUGACUGCUGCAUGGAGUUCCUUGGCCUGGGGGUGGGGGCAGCAGGGGCAGCCUGAGGAGGAACCCCUCACCUGCUUUGUCCAGGUGCUCAGCUCUCCUGGCCUGCUCCCUCCCAGGGCCGCCCACCCUGACUUUGAGGGUUUGGAGAGAUGGGCAUCAAUCAGGAACUGGAGAAACACCAUCCUUUCAGAGGCUCGAGGCCUUGGGGCCCCCGCUGGAAGGGAGCCCACCCCCUUGCCACAAACUCCAGGACAGCAAAAAGGGGGAUAUUCUAAAGGAACACUCAGCUGGGAUGGGGAGGGAGCUCUUGAGUAAGUUUCUACAGGGCCCAGAGCUGGACUUGGGGGACUUCAGCCCCACUUUGGUCUGGGCUGAAUGGGAGGGCCCAAGCUGCCUGGUGCCCCUUCCCCACUUUGGGGACCUUUUGAUAAUAUAAAUAUAUCUGUAUAUUUUA